UUCUAAAUAACUUCCCAAACUCGUCUCUCUCUUCUCGUGUCUCUCUCUCUAACUCACCAAGAACCAGUCGCAGAUUUCUCUCGCUGCCGGUUCUAACUGCUAAAGGUUAGCCCUCUCACUUUUAGAUCUACCAGUGUCCUUGCUUGUCUUUUUCAUUUCAUUUGAAAAAAUGGCCUCCCACAUCGGUGGAUGUCCUCCCAUGGGCCCCGAGGGAGGGCUCAAGUUUGCAUUGGAAUCUUUCUGGGAUAAGAAGAGAAGUGCUGAGGAUUUGAAAAAGGAUGCAGCCUAUCUGAGGUCUUCCAUCUGGAAGCAGAUGGCCAGUGCUGGCAUCAAGUAUAUUCCUAGCAACACAUUCUCUUAUUAUGAUCAGGUGCUUGAUACAACCGUGAUGCUCGGCGCUGUUCCCCCUAGAUAUGGUUGGACCAGUGGUGAGAUUGGGUUUGACACUUACUUCUCCAUGGCUAGAGGAAAUGCCUCUGUACCUGCUAUGGAGAUGACCAAGUGGUUCGACACCAACUACUGUUUCAUUGUCCCUGAAUUGGGACCUGAGAUCAAGUUCUCAUAUGCUUCCCACAAGGCUGUUGACGAAUAUAAGGAGGCUAAGGCGCUUGGAGUAGAUACCGUUCCAGUCCUUGUUGGCCCUGUCUCCUACUUGUUGCUCUCAAAACCUGCAAAGGGUGUCGAGGAAUCAUUUUCUCUUCUCUCCCUUCUAGACAAAAUCCUUCCAAUCUAUAAGGAAGUUGUUGGUGAGCUAAAGGCCGCUGGUGCAUCAUGGAUUCAGUUUGAUGAGCCCACCCUUGUGAUGAAGGAUCUUGAAUCUCACCAAUUGCAAGCAUUCACUGCUGCAUACUCUGGGCUAGAAUCAGCUUUGUCGGGCCUGAAUGUUAUUGUCGAGACUUACUUUGCUGAUGUUCCAGCUGAGGCAUUUGAAACCCUCACCAGCCUCAAGUGUGUCACUGGUUUUGGUUUUGAUCUGGUUCGGGGAGCACAAACUCUUGAUUUGAUUACAAGUGGAUUCCCGUCAGAAAAAUACCUCUUUGCUGGAGUGGUUGAUGGAAGAAACAUAUGGGCCAAUGAUCUUGCUGCACCUCUCAGCCUGCUGCAGACUCUUGAGGGCAUCGUGGGUAAAGACAAGCUUGUUGUCUCCACCUCUUGCUGGCUUCACCACACUGUUGAUUUAGUUAAUGAGACUCCGUUUGACAAAGAGCUGAAAUCAUGGUUGGCAUUUGCUGCUCAAAAAGUCGUUGAAGUCAAUUCAUUGGCAAAGGCAUUGGCUGGUCACAAGGAUGAGCGGCCAAUCAUCUUUGGUGGUGUGAGCCGCCAAAAGGCAAUGAAAGGAAAGCUUACUGGCUCCAUGCCCUUGCUCGACAGAUUUGAAACUAGCCAUCAGGCCAUCAAGGAUGAAGUAGUGGAAGAUCCACAAGCCGGUGUCACUGACACUGCCACUGACACUACCCAGAUCCACACCCACACGUGCUGCGUCCACGACAUCAUUCAGAUGAUCAUUCACUCUGACGAGGAGCUCCUCUUCAGCGAGGGAAUGAAGUAUGGUGCUGGAAUUGGCUCCGGUGCUGAUAAAAAAGUAUUUUGGGAAGUUGGUAAAAAAUCAACUUUUUGGCUUUUUGGCUUUUUUAGUGGUUUUAUGGCAAAAAAAUUGACUUUUUUGACAAAAAAGACUGCUUUUUUGGCAAAAAAGCCGGCUUUUUUGUGUGGAAAAACUAAAAAGCCAAAAAAUUAGUUUUUUGGGGGAUGUUUGUUUGGUUUUUUUUUAGCCAAUUUAUACUUCUAGUUUUAGAGAAGUUAUUUUGGACUGUUUGGUUAAAUUUAAGGGUUGUUUGGGAUGUUCUAAAUAAGUGUGUUUUUUGACUUUUUAUGAAAUAUGUAUUGGGUUUGAA
Camellia sinensis is the source of this 1895-nucleotide messenger RNA. RefSeq names its product 5-methyltetrahydropteroyltriglutamate--homocysteine methyltransferase. Gene Ontology annotation, biological process: amino acid biosynthetic process. Gene Ontology annotation, molecular function: 5-methyltetrahydropteroyltriglutamate-homocysteine S-methyltransferase activity; zinc ion binding. NCBI's taxonomy places the organism in Eukaryota, Viridiplantae, Streptophyta, Magnoliopsida, Ericales, Theaceae. The record is from RefSeq and is a predicted model, not a curated record.